AUGCUGGCACGAAUGAUAGUUGUCAUUUGGCUAUUGAUUGCUGAGACUGUAUCAGUUGGACAAGCUACAGCCGUAGAUCUCAAUGAUUUCCAGCUGCGACCAGUUAGUAAUCAAGCUGAAUUGUUGAAUAUAGUCGAGAAGCUCGAUCUCGAAUUACCGAAGCUUGGUGUGAAGAACAUUCUUGAUCAGGCCAAUCGGAUUGGUACUCUAAGUACUACACCUAAGACAUGUAAUCCCCACGCUACUUUGAAUCGGAAUUUAACCACCGUCAGCUAUUGCUUCAGUCAAGCAGACAGCGGCACCAUUGGCGGUGAUGUGGAAUGGAUGCCGCAGGGGGUUACUACAGUAGCUGAUGCAAUGGAAAAUCAACUGUGGAAUACCAAGCAACCAAUACUUAUCAGCUGGUACGACAAAAAAUCGGACAAGGUAACGAACACGGAUGCCGAUAAAAUAAAAGGUGCUCGAGUGACCUUCUUUGAUCCAGUUACAGUCAACUAUCAGCAUGUACUGCUGGUAUAUCCGCUCAUUAAUAGCUUUGGAAAUCCGAGCUACAUGAGCCUGCGCACCACACAGAAGAAUGAAUACGAUUCAUUGCAUGCCGGUGGUAUUGCUUGGUAUGGUAACUAUCUGUAUGUUGCAGACACUGGACAUGGUUUUCGGGUCUUUGACAUGCGCUAUAUCUUCGAUCUGAAAACAGCUGCAAACGGUGAUACGAGCGAUAAAAAUCAGAUCGGUCGCCAAAAUGGUAAAUAUUAUGGACACGGCUAUCGCUAUGUCAUGCCGCAGGUCGAUGAAUGGACCAACGUUGUCGAAAGGGAUGUGACAAAGAAGUGUACAGAUAAUGCUGGAUCACCAACAUUUUCAUUUGUAGCAGUUGACCGUAGCGGCGUCGAUCAUUUGAUCUCUGGUGAGUUUUGCGCAGAUAAAGCUGCUGCAGGUGAUAUUAAUAAAUCGGGACGUGUGGCUCGAUGGCCUUUGGACGGCAAUACUGGUCAACCAAAGCUCACCAAUGGUCUCUGGAAAGCUGAUGCAGCCUAUCGAUUACCAAUCUCUAAUAUUCAAGGCGCAGUCUCUUACAACAAUAAGUGGUACCUGAGCCGUAGCCAAGGGUCAUCGAAUGGUUUCCUAUAUGUUACAAAGUCCAUUAUUUCCCCCACCGGAAUAUUAGAAAUUGAUACUGCCCACUUUGCCGCGGUUGGUCCCGAAGACCUGUCACAUUGGACCAACCCAGACGGUAGUGCAGGUGGUCUCUGGACCGUGACGGAGCAUGCUGGUAAGCGGUUACUGUACGCUUGCGACAUUGAUCAACUUAACAAUCGCGAGGGGAGCAAUCGUAUUUGUGGACCUCGUGCUAAUCUAUCAUAA
Messenger RNA from Rotaria sp. Silwood2, 1365 nucleotides. The record is from the annotation of a GenBank genome assembly. Lineage: Eukaryota; Metazoa; Rotifera; Eurotatoria; Philodinida; Philodinidae.